AAAUAAUAAGGUCAUUUGACUAAAAUUGCCCAUGAAGUAAUUACGAACUGGUCUAUUCCCUGAAAGAACGCUCUCAACCAUGACCACACUCGACUGUGUAUAAAAUAUACCUUUUAUACGUGUAUAUAAAAGAAGGUAUGUGGAGAGCGAGGUUACACUAGCUGGUUGGUAACUUCUGAAUAUAACACCCCAUGCGCUCGCAUUGAGGUGGACUUGACCUUACUUGAUAAUGGAAAUGGUUGACCUGGAAGCGAUUGAGGAUGCAGCUAAGCGGAUCAAAGUUCAUGUACACCUGACCCCAGUCAUGACCAGUGGAAUGAUAGACAAGAUGAUUCCUAGAAGAAACCUCUUUUUUAAAUGUGAACUUCUCCAGAAGACGGGCUCUUUUAAGAUUCGUGGCGCUUUAAAUGCAGUGUCAAAGUUUGUUGAAGGCAUAGCUGAGGAUCAAAAGAAGCCGAAAGUAGUCACAACUAGCUCAGGGAAUUUUGGUCAAGGUUUAGCCUAUGCUGCCAAGCUGAAUAGCCUCGAUGCAUAUAUAGUGAUGCCAGAGAAUGCUCCACAGUGCAAGUUUAAUGCAGUAAAGGGAUAUGGAGCAGAGGUGAUCACGUGCAAACCUACAGAAGAGUCGAGAAGGACUACGGUGGAGGCAGUACAGAAAAGGACCGGAGCUCAUUUUUUCUCUUCAUCUCAGAUGUAUGACGUCAUAGCAGGACAAGGUACCAUCGGUCUUGAGCUGUUAGAUCAGAUACGUGAUCUUGAUGCUGUAAUAGUACCAGUAGGAGGAGGUGGAAUGGUAGCUGGUAUCGCAGUUGCAUUGAAGAGCAAAAAUCCAGCAAUCAGAGUCUUUGCAGCUGAACCCAAAAAUGCAGAUGAUUGUUUUCGAUCAUUCAAAUCCAAGAAGCUCAUUCCUCUACCACCCGGCCCAGUAGACACCAUAGCUGAUGGUAUGAGGGUUUCUAUUGGAGAGUUAACUUGGCCAAUCAUUGAGAAGUAUGUUGAUGAUGUCAUCACGGUCACAGAAAAUGAGAUAAAGGAUGCAACUCGUUACAUAUGGCACUUUAUGAAGCUCUUCAUCGAACCUUCCGCUGGGGUAGGUGUUGCUGCAGCUCUAAGUCAGGAGUUCUCCCAAAAGUCCCAAGAUUUAAAGAAUGUUGCUGUCAUACUUUGCGGCGGCAAUGUGGACUUGGGCUCAGUUAAACAUUGGUUAUGAACAUAAGACUAGAUGAGACUUGGUUAUCUCUUGGUUAACAUUUUGAAGAGGCUUUUUUAAAGACAUGUAAGAUGUAGAGCAGACUUACCGUGUUUUUUAACGUGGGGUGUAUUUGAAGUAUAAAAAAUCUUCUUAAUUAUUUUGUUAUAGCUCUAAAAUCAUGAUAACCUAUAACGAAAACAAAUAAUAAUUUUCCCCAGUAAGAGCUGCUAAACCUGGGUGGGAGAUGCCCUCACUUUUUCAUUAAACGUGUAAAAAAAAUGCAAUGUCCAUCGGAUUGUGUUUUACAGGAUUUCACAAUCCUGUAUAUAAGAAUUUUUAUUAAUUUCACAAUCCUGUAUGUAAGAAUUUUUAUUAAUUUCACAAUCCUGUAUAUAAGAAUUUUUAUUAAUCUUACAAUCCUGUAUGUAAGAAUUGUUUUGCCCUUUUCGUUAUCUCAUGUAUUCCUUUACAUAUAUUUCAAUAUUCUUCUAUCCUAACUUUUUGCGGGGUCCACAUCUUACAAGCUUUGCUUUUCAGUGGACCCCUCCAUUCUUCUCACGAUAUACAAUGACAUGUAUAUUGCUUUGGUUAUAUUUAAUUAUAUUGACUAUAUUGAUUUAAAUUUGACAUGCAUGUUAAUUUCCAUUGGAAUCAUUUAUUGAAUUGUAUAUCAUUUAUUUAAUGUUGAAUUUUGUUCAUGCUUUUAUUUAGAUUGAAUUAAUUUAUCUCUUAUUUAAUUGUA
Molecule: messenger RNA, 1934 nt
Organism: Lytechinus variegatus (green sea urchin)
Lineage: Eukaryota; Metazoa; Echinodermata; Echinoidea; Temnopleuroida; Toxopneustidae
Product: serine racemase-like
Exons: 7
Coding region: 230-1210 (326 amino acids)
Biological process (GO): L-serine metabolic process; D-serine biosynthetic process; pyruvate biosynthetic process
Molecular function (GO): pyridoxal phosphate binding; magnesium ion binding; serine racemase activity
Source: RefSeq, a predicted model, not a curated record